Radiomyces spectabilis is the source of this 1016-nucleotide messenger RNA. RefSeq lists its product as uncharacterized. The transcript is spliced from 2 exons. The record is from RefSeq and is a predicted model, not a curated record. The coding region runs from base 154 to 945 and encodes 263 amino acids. NCBI's taxonomy places the organism in Eukaryota, Fungi, Mucoromycota, Mucoromycetes, Mucorales, Radiomycetaceae.
CGAUGCCUUGCUUAUGAUUCAUGCCCCUGCAAAUCACGUUUCAAUUCGCCAGCAGAAACUGAUGGAUGUCUCGUACUCACUACGUCUCAUUUUAUGCUCUUCAUCCAGGUGAGUUUGGAUUGGAUUUUUUACGCGUACGACAGUGUCGAAUAGAUGCUGAAUUUGUCAUUACAUAGCGUGGAUCCAUUGGCAGAGGUACCGAUCAUACUGGUGCAUCCAAUUUCGAUGGAUCCUCCACCCAAUCAUUAUCUCACUCGGCGAUCCGUUAAUCACGAACACCCUGCAGGUGUAUUUCUAGAGAAUUUUGAACGUUUGCACCAGGGAGACCACGGUUCUUUGGAAAUCAAUGCUUCAAGAAAUUCAAGUACGACCAUCCAAAUAUCCAAACCCAAGCCUAUUCGUCCAUUGGCCGCCAUCCGCAAAAGCUUGAUACGUUGGAGCCGACGUUUGAUACAGCGGACAGCUUCCUUAUCGUCUAUAAUGUCCACGCCAUCAACUAUUGCAUCUCAUUCGACUCCAUUCCAAUUACGCAUUGGCAAUUCCAUGACACCCAGCAGCCUCCGGCUCUCCCAUCAGCAGACUACCACGCGACCCCUGUCCGCUGUAGCGGCUUGCACUGCCAUGCCGUUGCGCCAUGGCCGCAUUCGCCCGCCCAAGCAAUUCGGUCAUGAACCGGGAGCAUUGCGCAAUGCAGGACUAGAUAUUCGCACCAAGUUGGACGUUUCUACGGCUCGCGAAGCGUGGGAAGGGUUUCAGGCAGAAAUACAUGACAUCAAUGGUUGGAAAGCACCAUCUGAAAAGUGCGAGAUUGACUAUAAAAAAUUGUCAACAGCGUCCGCUAUCCCUGAAGACGGCAGCAGUUUACAUUCUGCUCAAAAGGGUAUCCUCUCCCCUACGCAAGCUGCCAAUCGUCACCGCGCAAAAAGUGACAUUGUCAGAGUUUAAUACUUUCAACCAGAUGAAAGAAGCUAAACAUCUUUUUAUUUGUAUGCUCAGCAUUUAUUCAAGCUUCUUGU